CAGUUUGGCGACAGCGUUAAAAAGAGCAGCUAUACUCCCAAUUUGUCGGCGGUUGGAAUAAGAGCCGAUGCAUGCUAAAUCUACUUGCUUUUAACUUUACCCUCAUGGUUCGACCAGUUUCUUCUCUCUCAAUUAAGAUUCUGUUUUUUCUCUUUCAGAAGCUCCCAUCACCAUCUUUGUUUCUCCUCCUUAAGUCCUCUUGCAUUGUUCGUGGCCAUAUUUUCCUCUACUGUCUUAUGAACCUUUGUUACUGUCAGCCUUGUUACAUGCACCUUUAUCCUAUUUUCCCCCUUCAAAAAAAAGCCCCCAAACCCUGCUAAUCAUAACCCUCCUUUCCCGAGCUUCAUCAAUGCUGCUUCUGCAAUCUGUGACAACAUGCUCCUCUAUUUCAUCUCUUCAACCAUAUCUGAGCGCCAUCUCCUCAUACGUUGUGUGUGGUUCGAAUUUGCCACUAUUUUCUUUGACCUCUGUCCCUGUCACCCUCGUCGCCUCCACCACGCAUCACAGCAUUUGUGUGAUUUUACUCGAACACAAAAGGGACAAAGGCGUGAAACACACCUUCGUGCGCAAAUCCUUGCUGCUGUUCCUUUCCGCCCAUCGUACCAGCUGCAUUGUGCUUUCCGUUGCCGGUGGCCAUGGGUCCAUCGUCGAUCAGCUUCUUUGUUUAUAUUACUAAAUCCUGGAAUUGUUGCCCCUGCCACAAAUUUAAGGCUUCCACCUCUGAAGCCAGAACCCGCUGAUUACAAUUAUGGCUUUGGAUAUGAAAAAGAAGGAGAAGAAACUCCAAUCUAAGGAGGCUGAAUUAAGAAGACGGGAACAGGUAUAUACCUAGAUGUUUGAUGGUUUUACUUAGUUUGGAGUUUCCAUGAUGGGUAACCAUAACCUGAUAACAUGGGAACUAGCGUGCAUCUUAUUUCAUUUGAUGUAUCAAAAAUAUAGGAACUGAGAAGAAAAGAAGAAACAGUUGCAUGAGCUCAAGGUAUACGUUUUCUUUAUGGCACCAUUUUUGGAAGACUUUAAUGUUUGCUAAUUUGGAUUAAAUUACUGGAAUAAGCAACUAUGAGGCAUCUUGUAUUUAAUGUUUUGGCUUGUGUUUGCUUGUUUUGUAAACUUAGUGAUGAAUUUUUUGGUAAUGGAUUAAAUUCCAUGUUUUAUCCUUUUUAAAAACUCCAUGUUUCUUUUGCUAUUCAAAUUUUGUGCUUCAUGUAUUAGAUUCUGUUUUGCAACCGGAAUUGUUAUUGAGGAGAAAAAUUGGCCACCUUUUUUUCUAUUAUCCGUCAUGAUAUUGCUAAUGAAAUUUCAAUCAUCUUCAAAGACUGCAAUACGUUGCAUUUACUACGUUGUUAGGUAUGUUACUCCUCUCUUUCUCUCCCUCUCUGCCAGAGUAUUUGAAGGUGUUUUAUGCAUAUUUAUUAUUAUUAUUAUUU
Arachis ipaensis is the source of this 1427-nucleotide messenger RNA. Lineage: Eukaryota; Viridiplantae; Streptophyta; Magnoliopsida; Fabales; Fabaceae. The record is from RefSeq and is a predicted model, not a curated record.